UAGAUACCCCACACGUAUUCGUUUGAUUAAAACAUAUUUUUUGAGUUUCAGUUCUAAGUAUGGGGAACUCCCGAAAUUUAUUGUUUUUUUUUUUCUAUCUUUGUGUCAAAAUCUUAAUGCGGUUCGCAGAAUCCAUCUACUUACUAAGUUUCAACAGUAUAGUUCCUAUAGUUUCGGAAAAAAAGUGGCUGAGACAUACGGACGAACAGACAGACAGACACGACGAAUCCAUAAGGGUUCCGUUUUUUGCCAUUUGGCUACGAAAUCCUAAAAACAGUAAAGCGUUUUUUGUUAUGGUAACAAAAACUUCAAAUGUCAAAACAACCGAUGUACAUGCUCUUACAGGUUAUGUUAUUAUUAUAACCUUAAAUUAGUUAUUUAAUUAAAAUAUUAAGAAGAAUAGUGCACCGACCACUAGGGCGAUGGGGUCUUCGUCAGACGAGGAGUUUGGUUGGACGAACACAUCAAAUGACGACUCCGAUACGGAACCGGAAAAGACAUAUGACGGCGAAUCAGAUUCCGGUAAAAACUUCAAAAAGAAACUUCAAAAGGAGCUGUUUCAAAAUGGCGAGUCUCAAGAGACGCCGCACGAGCGGAAAAAACUCAAGAACCCGAAGCGAGAGGAGUCGUCCUCCCUGUCCCCUUCACCCCGCCGCGUCAAGCGCGAGUCGCUCGCCAACGGGCACGACGACUCCGCCGCGGCCGAGCACAUACUCAAGAUGAAGAUCAAGCAAGAAAAAGCCGGCUUCGCCGUCCCGCGAGGCUCUCCGCGCAAGAGACGCGCCUCCGUCGCCAACGCCGAGCCCGAGCCCGAGCCCGAGCCCGAGCCGGAACCCGAGCCCGAAGCCGAACAACCUCGGAAGAAAAAGAAGAAACGCGACAAAGAAAGAGACGAACAGGAAUCCUCCGCUACUGAGGCCGCCGCCGGCCCCGCCGCGGAUCUCGCAGGAAGCCCCGUCGAUGCCGCCUCCGACGAGCCGGCUGAGCGCUCCGCUAAAAGCUCUGAGUCACCGAAGAAAAAAAAGCAUAAAAAGAAAACUGUAAUACAAGAAUCCUCAAAUGACCAGGAUUAUUUCGACGGGUGGUGGAAAUUCGAGGCGGAGGAAACGAUCGUCCAGGAACGCUGGAACGCUUUUACGAGCAAGGAGUUCGUCAGCGAUGACGACUCGCCAGAGGUCGAGCCGCCCGCACCCGCGCCCGUCCAGCCUCGGGCCGGCCCGAGCGACGCGAAGCACGUCGAAUCUCCGCGGCGAGCGAGAAUGUCCGACAGAAUAACCUACGAGGAGGAAUCGCAGUCCGAAACCGGAUCUAAAACUCGGAAAGAAUCGCAGUCGAAGGCUACGUCUCCCCGCCGACCCCGAUUAUCAGAAAGGAUCACGUUCGAGGAGGACUCGCAGUCGGGGCCCGAACCUCCCGCGGCGGCUCCAAAUAUAACUCAGAGGAAAUCCCUGCCCGUAGAACGCCGGCGGAUAUCCGAGAGGAUCACGUUCGAGGAGUCGGCCUCGGAGCCGGAGCCGCGCGCGGCCGAGGACAGCGGGCGGCUCGGCCGCUUCCUGCGCGCGCACGCGCACAUGCACCCCGUGCUCGGCGACUUCCCGCCCGGCGCCGCCAUCACCGCCGACGACGACAUAUGGAUCGUGCGCUGCCCGAGGGACUUGCCCGUGAGCGCGCUGAAGGGGAUCACGCUGGACCUCGACUUCAAGAGUAAAGUGAAGAUCGGCGGGCAGGCGUACGAGGCGACGCCCGCGGCGAGCGCGGAGGGCGGCGAGCGCGUGGCGGUGCUGGCGCCCGCGGCGCGGGGCAAGGGCUUCUGCGUGCGCUCCGUGCCCGUGCGCGGCUCGCUCCGCCUGCGGGCGCGGCUGCCGCGGCCGCCCGCGCCGCCGCACGCGGACGCGGACUGCCCGGAGCGCAUCCCGCUGCCCGACACGCGGGCGCGGCACCCGCUGCUGGGCGCCGACUUCGAGCGCGCGCUGCCGGCCGCGGUGCGGCGCCGCCUGGCCGCCGCCCGCGCCCGCGCCCGCGCCGACCCUGACGAGCUCGGUCGCGACGUGCGCCGAGAGAAAAAGAAGAAGAAAAAGAAGCACAAGGAGCGCCCGGAACUCGAGCCGGACCCCGAACCGGUGGUCGAGCCGGAACCUGAACAAAAGAAACGCAAGCGAAAACACAGUUCGCGGCACGAGCCCGAGCCGAACGAGUCCGAACGCGAUCUUCGGUCGCCUCCGCGGAAGAAAAAGGUGAAAAAGGAAAAGAAAGAAAAAAAGCGGCGCGACGAUGCCGCCGUCUGGGACUCCGAGCAGGCCAUCGAGGAGAGCCUCUUUAACUUUUAGUUAUGUUGUGUUAAGUAGACUAGACUGAUCGGACCCGAUCAAUCUACGCUAGCUAUAUCGCAACGUAAGUGACGGACGUAGUUCAACACUGCAUCUGCAUAUUUUUAGGCCAUGGUUUUUAUAUAUAGAUAAAAUUAUAUGAAGCUCAAUACAGACGUAACGGAAUUCAGUUCCGAAUUUCUAUGAUUCUGUCUGGUCUAGCAUAUUAUUAUAUCUGAUUAUUCAAAAGCUAUAAUUUCUUCGAAACUGAAUUCCAUUGCGGCCUCAAUCAUGUUGUUUCGGAAUAGGGUUGAUUCCAAUUUUUUGAAACGCUUGUAAUACGUUCUAUAUUAACCAAACGUUGCCCUAAAAUUUAACUUUUACCCUAAAAACGGCUUUAAAUAUGUUAAAUUAACAAAAUAUAUUUUGACCCAUGCUUUCGCGCCCAAAACGCUCUUUGAAAAUUGUAUGACGUCACAGUUUACGGUUUGACACAACUAUGUACAUACCAAAGAGUAAAGUAAGUAUAUAGGUGCGGUCGGCCUCCCGUUGUCUAUUCUCAGUACAAAAUUUGAUACUCAAGCCGUAGCCAUUUAGGUGGUAGGCCAGCUGUGAUGCGUGCGUGUGGGUUUUUAACCAACUAAUAAAAUAUGUUUUCUGUAAUAAUUGAGUUGUUGAAGCUUCAAUUAAUUGCCCACCACCAAAAUGGCUUAUGCUGGAAUAUUAAAUUUUGUACUGAGAACAGACAACGGGGGCCGACCGCAAAAACCGAAAAUCGCAUAUUGUGGGGAUCUUUCUCUUUUACUCUUACUAAGACGUAAUUAGAAUGACAGAGAAAAUGACCGCAAUGACCAAUUUCGAUUUUCGCGGUUAUAGCCCAGUGUCAAACCGUGAGUUGUGUCGUCAUCAGAAUCUUGAAUGUGGUUUCGACUUGGGUCACGUGACGUGUGUUAAAAGAUAUUUUAAAUUCAAUAUUUACGAAAAUAUGCCCAUUAGAGGUCCACUAAGGUAGUUUAACAUGUUCUUAUAAUCCAUAAGAAUUUAUUGGGAUACUAUUCUGCCCUAAGAUUUGUAGAUGGAAACAACCCUACAUACAGGCAAUUGGAUUGAGAUAUCUGAUCGGAAUAUCGUCACGAGGAACAGAAACUCCUUAGGCAGAAUUGUUCCAAAAGUGUCCCGCUGUCAACUAUAAAUAUUAGUUCCAAAUCUCUCCAGAGUAGCGCUAGAGUAGCUAAGAACCUAGGCGUUAUUGACGGAGUGAAGUGCGCUGUCUAUGAUUAGAUUUUUUUCUCAAGUAUUUUAGGUAUUGUAGAUUGUAGCGCCACCUAUUUAUGUUUUUUUUUUCGGACACUGUUUGGUAUAUGGAGAUUUUGUUCCUUUCCAUAAUCGUCACGGAAAUCAGAAAAAACUGACAGACUGAUAUGUCUGUCUGUCACAUUUCUGAUCCGUCUGCGGUGGCCCUGAGAUGAUGUUUAGUCCUUACAACGUUCAGUUUGACCUCAUUUGUAUUUUAUUAUUACAUUUAGUUCUAUUAUCAAUAUU
Molecule: messenger RNA, 3848 nt
Organism: Cydia pomonella (codling moth)
Lineage: Eukaryota; Metazoa; Arthropoda; Insecta; Lepidoptera; Tortricidae
Product: serine/arginine repetitive matrix protein 1-like
Exons: 2
Coding region: 423-2327 (634 amino acids)
Biological process (GO): transcription by RNA polymerase I
Source: RefSeq, a predicted model, not a curated record